UCAUGUCAUCUCGGCGAAAGAAGACAGACAGUGAGACACCCACCAAAAUCUCAACGAUCUACACUAUAUAUACAUGAGUAAUGAGACUCGUUCAACCCAGAUCAAUCUCAUCUCCUCUCUACUUCUCUCUCUCUCUCUCUUCUACCCAUCUGUCGAUCAUGGCGCUCAUCAGAUCUUCCGCUUUGUUUUUGUUGGCCUUGUAUGUGUUUCUGUGCUGUUCUUGGAGGGCCGUUCAUGGCAGAAGAAUAAUGGUAGGAGGAUGGACUGAAGUCCAAGACGUGGGGUGCAACGACGAGGUUCAAGAAGUGGGGAGGUUUUCGGUGGAUGARUUCAACAGAAAGCAGCACCAAGAAGCUGAAGCGCGUGGCCAGGGCAGCAGCAGUAAUGGAGGAGAUCUGGUGUUCUCGGAGGUUGUAAUGGCUAAGCAACAAGUGAUCACUGGGGUCAAGUACUACUUGUAUAUCGAGGCUUUCCGAGAUGGCUUUCGCCAGAGGUUUGAUGCUAUUGUAGCGGUGAAACCAUGGUUACAGUCUAAGGAGCUCCUCAUCUUCUCUCCUUCCUCUGGUUACAGAUCAUAGUUUGCUAAUUAUGACGAGGUGUGUCGUGUAUGUGGACUACAGAAACGAUCGACCAUCAUGGCCUUAUAUUAGUUUAAUUAAUCUUCUCUUCCUUGGGAGAGGGGAGUUGAUGUAUGUGAUUGUGUAUCGAUACUCUGUUGAUGUUUGUUAAGUGUAAAAUGAAUAAACCCAUAAGCACAUGAUAUGGGGCUCUUGGUUAA
This is a messenger RNA of Nelumbo nucifera (sacred lotus), 778 nucleotides long. The record is from RefSeq and is a predicted model, not a curated record. Lineage: Eukaryota; Viridiplantae; Streptophyta; Magnoliopsida; Proteales; Nelumbonaceae.